Entelurus aequoreus (snake pipefish) is the source of this 1334-nucleotide messenger RNA. Its product is annotated as zinc finger protein OZF-like. Gene Ontology annotation, molecular function: RNA polymerase II cis-regulatory region sequence-specific DNA binding; DNA-binding transcription factor activity. The transcript has 2 exons. Bases 88 to 1212 code for a protein of 374 amino acids. NCBI's taxonomy places the organism in Eukaryota, Metazoa, Chordata, Actinopteri, Syngnathiformes, Syngnathidae. The record is from RefSeq and is a predicted model, not a curated record. Gene Ontology annotation, biological process: regulation of transcription by RNA polymerase II.
UAAUUCUUAUCAUUUACAUCACUUCUUAUCAUUUACAUCACUUCUUAUCAUUUACAUCCAUAUUUGAGCAUUUGUGAUUGUGUGAAAAUGUGCAAAGUAGAAAUGCUGAGAGUGUUGGUGAAGCAGCGACUAACUGCUGCUGUGGAAGAAAUAUUUGUAGUGUUGGAAAGAACGAUAGCAGAAUACGAGGAGGAACUUUCUAGAACAAAAGAGGAGAACGAGCGACAACGUCAACUACUGGACGCUCUUUUCAACAAACAUCAACAAGCAGUCGGUGGGGAACAUCCCCCUCCAGAUCAACAAUAUUGGACCACCAAGAUGGAGCAGGAGGAGGCAGAGCCCCCCUGCAUUAAAGACGAGGACGAGGAAGCUGAUAUCUCCAAGUUCCCAGUGAUUGGUGUCACUGUGAAGAGUGACGAUGAUGAGGUCAAAGGUGAAAGUGAGGAGCAGAGAGAGGUGGAGAGACCAAACAUCUGCUCAACUCAACACAUGACAACAGAAGUUGAUGGAGGAUCCCAAGCUGACUUCGCUCCACUGUCAGAUAGUGAGGAUACAACAUCACCCUCUCCUGACACUGAUGAUGAACACUCUAAAGCUGAUACUGGAGUAAAUCCCUUCCCGUGCUUGGUUUGUGGGAAAGCGUUUACUCGAAAUGCACAUUUGAUAUCACACAAAAGAACGCACACAGGGGAAAAACCUUUCAGUUGCUCAGUGUGCGGUAAAAAGUUCUCUGAAAAGGGCAGCCUGAAGACACACACCAGAACGCACACCGGGGAGAAACCGUUCUCCUGCUCGGUCUGCAAAACAAGUUUCAGCGACCAUUCGGCGUUGGCGAGGCACAGGAGAAUACACACCGGGCAGAAACCCUUUUCCUGCGCCAUUUGCAACACAAACUUCCGCCAGCGGACAGCUUUGGUGAUCCACACGAGACGGCACACCGGGGAGAAACCGUUCGCUUGCUCGGUCUGCCAAACACGUUUCAGGGUUCAGACGUCCUUGAUUCAGCACAUGAGGACGCACACCGGAGAGAAACCUUUUGUCUGCACAGUCUGCGGCAAAAGAUUCUCCCAAAAGUCAACGCUGACUGAGCACGCCAGAUUGCACACCGGAGAGAAACCUUUCUCCUGCUCAGUGUGCGACAUGAGUUUCAGUUACCACUCGUCGUUCAUUAAACACAGGAAAAAACACACGCGGGAGAGUUUGGCUGUGUGAUAUUUCAACGUAAACAAUCUCCCAGGAAAUAGACGAGGGCUGCAACUAACAACUAAUUUGAUAAUCGAUUAAUCUGUCGAUUAUUACUUCGAUUAAUCGAUUAAAGGCCUACUGAAAUGAUU